CUGCCUGAAUGACAUCUAAACUUAAGCGAUGGAAGAAGCAACAGAUAUGAGUUCCAGCUUUUAUUGUAAAGUUACGUGACGCUGAGUGCAUGAGCGGUGCUCGUGCAGUUAGAGGAUGUCGCGCGUUACAGCUGAUUUGAAGUGUCAAACACUUCUCGAGUGUAAUUACUGUUACCCUGAUGAGGUGCUUGAUGACAUAAAAGACGUGGCGACAGAUUUCCCACACCUGCAGUUAUACGUGGACUAUUACCUCUAUCCCAACAAUGAUAAGAAGAAGUUGGUUUAUUUGGGUGGCACUGUUCCUAUAACAUAUGAAGGUGCUACGUACAACAUUCCAGUUUGCAUUUGGAUCCAUGAGACCCAUCCCAAAAACCCACCCAGGUGUUUUGUUUGCCCUUCACCCUCCAUGAUCAUCAAUGCUAAAACCAGCAAUGUUGAUGCCAAUGGUCGCGUCCUUCUCCACUGCCUCAGCAACUGGAAGAUUGGCUGGUCAAACUUGUCGAUAGUUCUGGAAGAGAUGAUUGCAGCCUUUCAACGUGAAACUCCUCUUUUUGCCACCCAUGCAGUCCGAACCCCUCCACAACAAGCAAAACACCUGCCGGCUGAACUGGUAGUUCAACCGAAUCCUGUUUUGUCUUAUGGCAGCUGGCCACAUACAGGCAGCAGUUCAGUGCAAAAAAUGUCAGCAGUUCAACAUGGAGCAUCCAACUCAUCUGUGCCUCAGCAUGCCAGCAACAGCCUACCCAAGAGUACAAAGUCCCAGAUGAACCUGAAUCAAGCCAGUGAAACAGAGAUGAGCGGGGUAAGGAGAUCAUACACGCAAGAGCUGCUGGAUUUCGGGAUCACGUUUGGUGCUCAAGCUUUGGAGACUAACCACCAAACAAACCCAUUUAUUUCUCCUGCCUCAGCUCCCACCAGCAGUGCUUCUAAUGUUGAUGACAUAGACAACCUGUUCAAAAGCCUUCAAUUACAAAGAGUUGUCAACAUGUACCAGUUGAGCAACAGGGAGAAAGAUGUUCAUCAUGCUGGAGGAGUGUGGCAGGAUUGUGGUGGUGGAGUUCAAUCAGGCUUAGUGGAUGACCGUCACAAGGUGGUGGUAAGCCGGCUUCCUGUGGGCGUCUCUCCCAGCAAGAUGAAGAACAAGCUUACCAUCUUCUUCCAGCGGAGGCAGAAUGCAGGAGGAGAGGUUCUAGAUGUCAAAUACCCUGCAGCACUGCCAGACCAGGCCUGGGUGCUCUUCAGACGCCAAAGAGACGCAGAGCAUGUUCUGAGGCAGCCCGACAGGGUGAUUACCAUUAAUGAGCAGCAAUUUCUUAUUCAGCUGAAGAAGUUUGAGGACAUGGAGAUCCCAGGUGGUAUUCAAGGUGAGAAAGCUGAAAUGUUUAGGAGCAUCUUGAGUCUGGAAGGGUGCAGUUUCAGCUCCACGGAUGUCCUGGAAGCAGUGCAGUCAUGCCGAGACCUCCCCUCUGCUCUGAAAUAUCUCUGCCGUGAUUGCCCUAUAUGCCAGGAGCAAGUGUCCUUCAACAGGAUGGUCACCAUGACACACUGCUCUUGCACAUUCUGUGAGAGCUGUUUUAAGAAGUACUUCUCCUCUGUCAUUAAGGAGAAGAAUAUAGUACAUGCUGUGUGUCCCCUGUGUAAUCUUCCCGAUGUACAAAAAGGCCGCAAGGAGGAGUCUAUGGAGUACUUCAGUCUACUCGACACACAGAUCAGGUAUUAUUUGGACCCCCAGAUCCAUGAGCUCUUUCAGAGGAAGCUCAGAGACCAGGCACUGCAGGAAAUGCCCAACUUCCGCUGGUGUGCACAUUGUUGCUUUGGGCUCCUUCAUGAAGCAAACAGGCUGAGGAUGGAUUGCCCCAGCUGUGGGAAAAGCACAUGCUUUCAAUGUAAAAGGCCGUGGGCUUCACAGCAUGAAGGAAUCUCAUGUGAGAAGUUCAAAGAGUGGGAGCAACUCAACAGCCCCGAGUACCAAAANNCAAGGCUGGAGCAGCUCCUCAGCAGGAACAAAAUAGACUGUCCAAAAUGCAAAUUUCGCUUCUUCCUGGCCAGAGGAGGCUGUUUGCAUUUCAAAUGCACUCAGUGCCAGCACGAAUUCUGCGGAGGCUGCAGUCAGCCAUUUAAACAAGGCUCUGCCUGUACUUUUUCUACUGAGUGCGGAGCUAAGGGGUUACAUGCUCAUCACCCUCGAAACUGUCUAUAUCAUCUGAGAGACUGGAGUGUUCCAAGACUACGGACCCUGCUGCAGGUCUAUGGGGUAUCACAUCCCCUCAUGUUCAGCCCCAAAAAUAUAGCAGGGAGACACUCUAAAGGUAUUUGUGGUGUAAUGGAGUUCCAAGAAUCAGGAGCUGUGAAGGAGGAGCCAUGUGGACGAACAGCUCUCCCAGAGUACAGUGGUUACUGCACGGUACAUUAUAAAGAGUGUCUGGUGGAGUUAAUAAACAACAAUGCACUGGACCCUGUGGUACUGUUAGAUGGUGCAGAGUUGAAGGCAGAAAUGGACCGCUGGAAAGUGCCAGUCCCAGAAAAACAACCUUUAGAACCAGAUCAAAGGUACGAGGACAGACUUCGGCAGAUCUUAAAAGAGAGGGUUAGUCUGACCAGCGGUGCGGCUCCUGGAUUAAAGGCAGCUGCUCCUCCCACACCGUCCCCCUCUUCUCCUCCUGCGGCUGGAGCUCCGUGGUACUCCAUCUUGAGCCGGGCCGUUUCUGAGGACUCCCAGCAACUACUGCUGCUGACUGAUUGAAGAGCAUAUCAGAGCACAUGGACUUUAUAUGCAAUUCUGCUGUCACUAUUAACAUUAACGGAGUGACAACUCUGGGUCCAGCGAAAUUGUUUUUUCAAUAGGCUACAUUAUUAUAAAAAAAGAAAGUGUUUCUUACC
This is a messenger RNA of Sinocyclocheilus anshuiensis, 2880 nucleotides long. RefSeq lists its product as uncharacterized. Gene Ontology annotation, biological process: protein linear polyubiquitination; protein transport. Gene Ontology annotation, cellular component: LUBAC complex. The record is from RefSeq and is a predicted model, not a curated record. The transcript is spliced from 22 exons. The coding region runs from base 116 to 2743 and encodes 875 amino acids. Lineage: Eukaryota; Metazoa; Chordata; Actinopteri; Cypriniformes; Cyprinidae. Gene Ontology annotation, molecular function: linear polyubiquitin binding; ubiquitin protein ligase activity; zinc ion binding.